AUGCUUGAAACGUCAUCAGUAAAUUAUAUUAAAGUCGAAGUAAUAAUGCCUAUUAACAAGAAACACAAAGCGGUAAUUGCACCAAUAACUGCUUCAGCGAAGAGAAAAAGGUUGCAACGUAAAAAUGAAACUAUUGAACAGCGAAAUGAACGUCUCGAGAAAUCAAGAUUAUGUUGUGAAAAGAUAAGAGCCACGGAAACUAUAUCUCAAAGGAAGUUACGGCUGGAAAGAGAUAGAAUCAUACGAGCAAAACGUAUAGCUUCUAAAAAAAGUAUUCAAAAAAGAUUGCUAAGGGAUAAAGUGUUUCGUGAGAUCCAAAUACGCCAACAAAGUGAAAAUAUUAAGGAAGAGAGCAAAGACAAAGACUCG
Molecule: messenger RNA, 369 nt
Organism: Brenthis ino (lesser marbled fritillary)
Lineage: Eukaryota; Metazoa; Arthropoda; Insecta; Lepidoptera; Nymphalidae
Source: the annotation of a GenBank genome assembly